UGUGCUAUUUGUGUUCCUUACUCAGAUGCACCAGGGCCAAGGUAGUCUGGGUGAGGAAGUCUCUGAUGUGGAUAUUGAAGGGUAUGAGGAGGAGGAGGAGGAGGAUGGGAAACCUAAGACUCCAGCCCCAGAAAGUGAAGAUGCAGAUGGUGAUCUUGCAGAUGAAGAGGAAGGAACUGUGCAACAACCUGAAGCCAGAGUCCUGUAUGAGGAUUUGCUUAUGUCUGAAGGAGAAGACGAUGAGGAAGAUGCUGGGUGUGAAGAAGAAGGAGAUAAUCCUUUCUCUGCUAUCCAGCUGAGUGAAACUGGAAGUAACUCCGAUGUAGGAUCUGGUGGGAUAAGACCCAAACAGCCCUGCAUGCUUCAAGAGAACACAAGCAUGGGCCUGGAAAAUGAAGAAAGCAUGAUAUCCUGUGAGGGAGACGGUGGGGAGGCUUCUCCUGAUCUGGAGGAUAGCAACAUCAGUUAUGGAAGCUAUGAGGAGCCUGAUCCCAAGUCGAACACCCGAGACACAAGCGUCAGCAGCAUCGGUGGGUCUGAGGUAUCAGAGGAAGAAGAAGAUGAGGAGGAAGAGCAGUGCUCUGGGCCGAGCACACUAAGCCAGGUCCAACUGUCAGAGGACGAGGAGGACAGUGAGGAUUUCCACUCCAUUGCUGGGGACAGUGACUUGGACUCUGAAGAAUGAGGCUUCCUUUGGGCCUCCUUGGUCAGCCUUCCCUGUUCUCCAGCCUAGGUGGUUCACCUUUCCCCAAUUUGUUUAUAUAUGUGCAGUGUCUGAUCCUGAAAUCACCAGGUUAACUAACACCUUAGCCUUUUAAGAGUAGUAAGUAAAUGAUAACAGAUCACCUCUCCUGAUCUUCCUGGGGCAACAUCGCCACCCUUCGAUUUAAAAGCAACCCCCUUCCCCUACUACUAACAAAAAGAGAGCAAUCUCCUCCAUCUCUAGAGCCCUCUUUAAAUCCAUUUAAUUGCUCUUGGUAUCAUUUUUCCCUGGGAAGGGAGGAGAAAUUAUGAAAGGACUAAUAACUUUACGUCCUCUUGAUGUAUUAGAAAUUUUCCAAGCAUGGUAUCAUCUCAAUUUUCUAAUUUGUAGGCCGGAACAGGUGACACCCCCUUUGCUGGGACAGAGAAUUGGAUUCUGGUGGACUCUGUAUCACACUAAAAACAUAUCUGUUGGACAAAUUGCCUGUUGCUUUAUGUGAUUAUGCAGUGCCUUGUUCCUAAGUGGAUUUGAGGCUGAAAUGGCCAUAAAUCUUUGCAACAGCCCUUAUGUCAGAAAUAAAAAGUUGCCGUGUAA
This is a messenger RNA of Manis javanica (Malayan pangolin), 1297 nucleotides long. NCBI's taxonomy places the organism in Eukaryota, Metazoa, Chordata, Mammalia, Pholidota, Manidae. The record is from RefSeq and is a predicted model, not a curated record.